Messenger RNA from Oppia nitens, 2734 nucleotides. It is a transcript of the gene mre11, whose product is annotated as double-strand break repair protein MRE11-like. Lineage: Eukaryota; Metazoa; Arthropoda; Arachnida; Sarcoptiformes; Oppiidae. Gene Ontology annotation, cellular component: nucleus; Mre11 complex. The transcript has 3 exons. Gene Ontology annotation, molecular function: manganese ion binding; DNA endonuclease activity; 3'-5'-DNA exonuclease activity. Gene Ontology annotation, biological process: meiotic DNA double-strand break formation; double-strand break repair via nonhomologous end joining; mitotic G2 DNA damage checkpoint signaling. The coding region runs from base 241 to 2178 and encodes 645 amino acids. The record is from RefSeq and is a predicted model, not a curated record.
GGCGCUAAAAGUAUUGCAAAUGUAUGCGUAAUCUAUGAAUAGAGUCAUUCAUAUAUACUGUAAUUCACUACUCAAGUGAUGCAAUGCUUUGUAUUGUAUUUUGUAUUGAAGUGAUCGUUGAUUUUGUUUUGCAUUCAUUGACAUCAAGUGUUAGACAUUGUAUACAUGAUUAUCGAUGAAGAGUGUCAUCAGAUUAACCACAGAUUAAUACAUUGAGAUCAUUGGACACACAUUGAUAUCAUGUCUGACAUUGAUUAUAGUAAAACGUUUCGUAUACUCGUUGCCAGUGAUCUUCAUAUUGGUUACAAUGAAAGACAUCCCGAAAGAGGCGAUGACUCUUUCCGGACAUUCGAGGAAGUGUUACAUAUGGCCAAAGAUGAAGACGUGGAUCUACUUCUUUUGGGCGGCGAUUUAUUUCAUCACAAUAAGCCAUCGUUUGCCACUUUGGAAAAGACAGUAAACCUCUUUCGCGAGAAUUGUUUCGGUGAUAAACCCAUUCAGUUCCGUAUAGUUUCGGAUCAAACCGACAAUUUUUCUCAUUACAAGAACGAUAAAAAGUUUGCCAAUUAUUUGGACGAUAAUCUUAACAUAUCAUUGCCUGUGUUUACCAUUCACGGCAAUCACGACGACCCGAUCGGACCGAAUCACAUCACAGCAUUGGAUACACUGUCCAGUGCGGGACUCGUCAACUAUUUUGGCAAAUAUACAAACGUUGACGAAAUACUAUUGACUCCGAUUCUGUUAGAAAAGAGUAACUGUAAGAUAGCUUUGUUUGGUUUGGGAUCAGUCAAUGAAGAAAGACUAUACAGAAUAUUCACUGACAAUAAGUUUAAUUAUUGUAUGCCUGAGACUAAUGAAGACGACUGGUUUAAGAUAGUUGUCGUACAUCAGAAUCGCAUUAAACAUCCAAAUACUAAGUAUUUACCGGAAAAAUUUCUAUCAGAUUUACCACAACUGGUCAUUUGGGGUCACGAACACGAGUCACGACCAGAAUGUGAUUAUAAUGAAACGGAACAGUUCUUUGUCUACCAACCGGGCUCUACAGUGGCCACAUCGCUAUGCGAAGCGGAGGCUCUACCCAAACACGUUGGUCUUCUCGAAGUUUUCUUCGACGAAAUGAAUAAAACACCGCAAUUUCGGAUAAGAUCUCGUAAAUUGAAAACUGUGAGACCAUUUGUUUGGGAAUCAAUAGAUAUUCACGAUCUUAUUCAACGAAAUAUCAUUCAAAACGAUGAAGAAAUGAUUAUCGAUUAUUGUCGCGACAAAGUUGAGGAAAUGAUACAAAAGGCUAGACUCGAGCACACGGGUGAUAGUCGACAACCAAAGUUGCCGUUAAUUCGACUAAGACUUGAAUAUACUGAUUCCAAACACCAGUUCCAUUCAGCACAGUUUGGCGCACAAUUUAAUGGACGAGUGGCCAACCCGUCUGAGAUAAUUCAUUACGUGAAGCGACGCGUUAAUCGUGUAUAUGAAGAGGAGGGCAAUAUUGAUAUCAAUGAAAUGAGAGCUAUUUUAGAUAAUGAAGUGAUCACCGAAAGAGUUAAUUUAACGACAAUUAUUAAAGAAUAUUUCGAUAAAAUUGAAGACUCGAACCACAAAUUAGGACUUCUUUCAGAAAAUGCCUUAACUCUUGCUGUCACUGAGUUAGUGGAAAAGGAAUCGACUGAAGCCAUCAAUGAUGUCUAUUCGGCUCAGAAAGAAAAUAUGAAACAAUGUUUGUUGUCUUUAGAAGAUCUUAAAGUUGAAGAUAUCAGAGAUGAGAUCAGACGAAUUAAAAAUGAAAAUACAGUCAAUAGUGAUUCGCAGGAUUUGAUCAAAAUUUUAGCCGAAAGCCGAACAAAAGCUAAAUCAAUAAAAACUGAAGUAACAAAUGGUGAUGAAAAUGGUGCGGAAUCUGAAGUGGAAUUUGAAACAACCCUUCCUGUCAAUGAAGUCAUGUCUAUACCACAGACUAGUAGUCACAAUACUGCCAUUCGUAGCAGAGGUAGAGCUGUUAGAUCAAGAGGUCGAGGCCGUGGUCGCGGUGUGACUGUCAAAAGCGAGCCGAGAUCUACACAAAGCUCAUUAGACUUUCAAGAAUCUUCCAGAAGUUCCAGUCGCAGACGUUCUCCGAGAACACCGGCAAAAAAACCCAAAUAUGAAGAUUUUGUCGUUGAUUUGAGUUCAGACACCGAAUAAUUUUAUAUUUCCAUUUACUGUAUAUUUUUUAAAAAUUAAAUUAUGUUUACCGUAAUAUAAUCGCAUUCAAUAAAACAUAUCCUAAACUUUCAUAUAAGAAGUUCAUGACUUUAAUAUUGAGAUAAAAAGUUAGAUUAGAUAUGUGUUGAAAAAAUAAUGUAAAACAUGUUUUCCAGUACUCAUGUCAGUCAUACGGUAAUACUUAUAUAUAAUAGACUGCAAUUAAUUACUCCAUAGUAACACUUGAUUUUAAGUUUUUUAUUAUUAAAUUUCAAUAAUUUUGAUACCACUUAAUAUGUUACUUAUUAAAACAAUUUAUUUGUUUUUAUUUUUAUUAAUUUUGAAUAAAUAUUUUAUUAAAUGUAAAAAUGAUGAUUGUUUUCGAGCUGCUGUUUAUCAACACUUACCACUCGGCGAUUUGGCAAAAGAAAAACCGAUAGAUAUAAUGAAUAGAAAUUUGGAUAUCUUUGAAAUAGUGACCGCAAAAGCUGCAGAUGAGGGCGCUAAAAUAUUGGUAUUUCCUGAAGAUGCCAUUAUUAACACACGAUACCCGCGC